AUGGAGUGCAAGCCCCUGUCAGAGAUGGAGGUGAAAAGUCUGUGCGAUCAGGCGCGGGCUGUUCUAGUGGAGGAAUGGAAUGUGCAGCCGGUGAAAUGUCCCAUCACUGUCUGCGGUGACAUCCAUGGCCAGUUCUACGAUCUGAUCGAGCUCUUCCGGAUAGGCGGCAAUGCACCAGACACUAAUUACCUAUUCAUGGGAGACUAUGUCGACCGUGGUUACUACUCAGUGGAGACUGUCACACUUUUAGUGGCUCUGAAAGUUCGUUAUAGAGAUCGAAUCACUAUUCUUAGAGGAAAUCACGAAAGUCGUCAAAUUACUCAAGUUUACGGAUUUUAUGAUGAAUGCUUGAGGAAGUAUGGCAAUGCCAACGUGUGGAAGUAUUUCACCGAUCUUUUUGAUUAUCUACCCCUGACAGCACUAAUUGAGAGUCAGGAGAAGAAUGUGGUCACAGUUUUCAGUGCUCCAAACUAUUGUUACCGCUGUGGAAACAUGGCUGCAAUACUCGAAAUUGGGGAGAAUAUGGAGCAGAAUUUCCUCCAAUUCGACCCGGCUCCUCGGCAGAUUGAACCCGACACAACUCGCAAGACUCCGGAUUACUUCUUGUGA
Messenger RNA from Fraxinus pennsylvanica, 609 nucleotides. The record is from the annotation of a GenBank genome assembly. Lineage: Eukaryota; Viridiplantae; Streptophyta; Magnoliopsida; Lamiales; Oleaceae.